Molecule: messenger RNA, 1156 nt
Organism: Peromyscus maniculatus bairdii (prairie deer mouse)
Lineage: Eukaryota; Metazoa; Chordata; Mammalia; Rodentia; Cricetidae
Gene: Stpg4
Product: sperm-tail PG-rich repeat containing 4
Biological process (GO): epigenetic programing of male pronucleus
Cellular component (GO): female pronucleus; germinal vesicle; male pronucleus
Molecular function (GO): histone binding; chromatin binding
Source: RefSeq, a predicted model, not a curated record
UUUUCCUUUCUAGGAUGUGGGAUUGGGGAUAAUUUGUGAGGGGAUGGUAGAAAUUGUGGGUACCAUCAGAUGCGGGCAAGCCUGCCUAGAUACACACAUACCCAAGAACUCGGGCAACUUCACAGUCCCCUAUACUUUAUGACACACGCACACGUGACAGUCUCUAAGGAUGUCCACUGAGUCAGCUUGGCUGAGGCCUGCACAGGGCAUCACUUCCCUGUCCUCACCAGUGGAGGUGACCUGCAGGACUUUGCACUGGUCUUUUAGGCGCGCAAGCUCAGAACCGGCGGGUGGCCGGGGCUCCCAGCACAGGCCUGGAACCGGCGGGUGGCCGGGGCUCCUAGCAACCGGCUGCCAGCCCGGACCCGGGGAGAGAGGAGGUCGCAAUGGACGAGCCAGCCAUCGGCAUCAACCCCUCCGCAGUACCAAGAGAAGACCUGGGGCGUGGAGAGCCGCUCGCCUCGACCUCGACACAGAUCCGGAAGAGUUCAACUCUUGAUAGAGAAGGAUGGUGGAGGGUAACAUUAACGAAUACUCCAAUACCUGGCACUUACCACAUCAAGACUUUUCUUGAAGAGUCCCUAUUAAACCCAGUGAAAGCAACCUACAACUUUAAAAACGAAGGAAGGAAAAGGAUACCGCUUGUGCAGAGAAACGAUCCAGUCCCAACCGACCUCCCGCAUUACAAGCCUCCCGACUUCUUGGAGCUGUUGAAGAAGCAGAUGGCCUCCUACUCGUUCAAAGACCGCCCCCGGCCAAACCCCACCACCCUGGUUGACAAAGACGAGUCACUCCAGCUUUGCCCAGGACAGUACGAGAUACUCCCUGCACCUGUUCCCAAGGCUGCUUCCAGGAGCUUCGUAUUUCGUUCUGCGGUUCAAAGAUUCCCACCGAACUAUUUCACACCUCACGAAGGCCCUGGACCAGGUGAAUAUAACUUAAAAGCACCCUCAGUGGGCUGCAUCACUUCUUGUUUUCGAUCUAAGGUUCCCCGAUUCUUGCCUGUCGGCUCAAAAACACCGGGUCCAGGAGCAUACACAGCUUCAAGACAAUUCCCUAAGCAGUCCCCAACCAUUGCCAAAAUGGGUAGAGAACACAGCCUUUUCUUCAAUAACACAAUUGGCUUUUAAAAUAAAAGAAUAUUGGUGCCAUGCUA